Molecule: messenger RNA, 3515 nt
Organism: Nelumbo nucifera (sacred lotus)
Lineage: Eukaryota; Viridiplantae; Streptophyta; Magnoliopsida; Proteales; Nelumbonaceae
Molecular function (GO): protein binding; DNA binding
Source: RefSeq, a predicted model, not a curated record
CAGCCGGUCGACACUCGGCACUCGGCUCCGUGGUCAGUAAUUGGAAGUUUCAGUUAUGGUACGGAACCGAGCGUCCUAUCUUACCAUUUCUAUGUAUUUCCAAAAUAUUUCAGUGCCUUUACCUGCAAUGCGCACGAAGGACCAAAACCCAGAAAAGUUUCCUCUUCAGAUUCUCACUAUUAUUGGUUUUUCUCUGUUCUUCACGACCAGAAUCCAGUUCAGUUUCUUUAUUCGUGAGCCUGAAAAUCAUCGGAAUAGCUAUUGCUAUCUUUAAUUUUUGUUGUUCCCGAGGUGGGUUUAUUAGGCAGUCACUGUGUUUUCAAGCUUUCAGCUUCUUCCUAACGGCAUUCUUGCAGAGUAGAGUUGGUGGUGGUGUAAGGUCGAGUUCUGUGUUUUUCAAGAUGGGUUUUGGAUAGUUCUCAAGUUGUUGAUGCUUUCUUCAGCUCUCACCGUCUGGCAUUGAGUUUCUGUCAAAAUAAGGCGGAGAAAUAGUCUAUUUUAAUCUAUGUAAGUUGCGGUUGAUUUUGAGCUUCAUCAAAGCCUGAAGGGGUUUUGGUGGAGAUUUAUGGUUUAGUAGAGCAGAAAGUCUACACGAUGAAGAAGUGUAAGAGAAGGAAGGAAGAUAUUGCAGAGGAUUUCUGCUUCAUCUGCAAGGAUGGGGGAUUCCUUAUUAUCUGUGAUCAUAAGCACUGUCUCAAGGCUUAUCAUCCUCAUUGUGUGGGCAAAGAUUCAGCAUUUGUGGAGACUGGAGAAAGAUGGACUUGUAGUUGGCAUUCUUGCUUCAUUUGCAACAAAAGCCCGAAGUUUCAUUGCUUGUGCUGUACAAAUGCUGUUUGCCAGCGGUGCAUAAAAGAAUCUGAGUUUGUGCAAAUUAGAGGGAAGAAAGGCUUCUGCAAUCACUGCUUAAAGCUUACACUACUCAUUGAAGAAAAUGUGGAUGUUGACUCUGAUGGGGGCAAGGUUGAUUUCAAAGACACGGGAACGUACGAGUUUCUAUUUAUGGAAUAUUGGCAGAUAGUAAAGGAAAAAGAAGGUUUAACAUUGGAAAACCUCCAUUUUGCAGACUCACGGUUAAAGAAAGGUGAGAAAUACAGGAGUGGAUCAGAUUCUGAUGAAUUGACUAAGUGUGAAGAAGCAGAUCAACUAUUAAUCUCUGAUCUGGUUGAAAGAAUGGAGGAAGUUGAUAAUUCCAGGGGACAGUUGUUCUUUUCAAUGAAGAAGAUGAAAAAGUUCAGAUCAAAGAAAAAAGAGUUCAUUGGAUGGGGAUCAAAAGAUCUAAUAGAAUUUCUUGCAUCCAUUGGGAAGGAUACAAGCAAAAAACUCUCCCAGUUUGAAGUGAGUGAUAUAAUAAGAGACUAUAUCCGAGAUAAAAAUCUUGGUCAUCCAGAAAAAAAGAAGAAGGUCCUUUGUGAUUCUGCACUUAAGUCUAUUUUUAGGAAAAAGAGUGUGAGCCGAAAUAAAAUCUAUGAGCUACUAGAAGGGCAUCUUUCCGAGAACAAGGAAGAAUCAGAGGAGGAUGAGUUCAGAUACAGUUUGGAUGACGAGGAGGAAGAUGUCUCAAGGUCAUGUCAAAGGAGGAGAAAAUUGAUCUCAGAUGGAAAAUCUUGCCGAACGGGAAAGGUUGUAGAAAACCCAAAGAGCUGUUUUGCCUCCAUAGUUUCUAAAAACAUUAAACUGGUUUACUUGAAAAGGAGUUUAAUUAUGGAACUAUUGAGCACCCCUGAGACUUUUGCAGAUAAAGUGACAGGAAGCUUUGUGAGGGUCAAAACUGAUCCACAUAACUAUUUACAGAGAAAUUCUCACCAGCUGCAUCAAGUUGUAGGUGUAAAAAAGCCAUUGGGAACAGGUGAUCCCAAUGAAGAUGUUCUGCUGCAAGUUACUGAUGUGAGGAAAGAGAUUAAUAUUUCCUUGCUGUCUGAUGAUGACUUCCCUGAGGAAGAAUGUGAGGAUUUGCGUCAGAGAGUGAAAAAUGGCUUCAUCAAAAAGCCUACUGUUGUGGAGCUUGAUCAGAAGGCUAGAAGUCUCCAUGAGGAUAUAACAAAUCAUUCAAUCGAAAGAGAGCUUUGCCGAUUAAAACACCUCAUUGAUCGUGCAAAUGAGAAAGGCUGGCGCAGAGAACUAUUUGAAUACUUGGAGAGAAGAAAACUUCUUCAGACCCCAUCUGAAAGGUUGCGGCUGUUGCAAGAGACUCCUACCAUAAUUGCAGAAGAAAUAGAGCCUGAACCCACUCCCCAGGACACUCCUGUUGAUGAAAAACAAGGAGAAAAUGGUCAUCUGAAUUCAGUAAGGCUCGGAAUCAUAUCCAGCUUGACUGUGGGAAGAACAGAUGCAUCAGGUGGUGGUGCUGUGUUUCAGAAGUCAGAAGAGAGAAAAACUGAAGGAGAAUUGUCAAACGUGAAUGUGGAUGCCGUUGGAGUCUUUUCAGCAGUCCAAAAGCAAAUGAAUCUCGUGAAGUCCGGGACAUCUUGAACAAAAGGAUAAAAAGAACUGCAUUUUGUUUUCUCUAAGACCCCUUCUAAAGCCAAAGUCCUAAUCCAAACUAAGCAAAUAAGGAAGCCAAAAUUUAGAGAUAGGUUCUAGCCUAUAAUUUUACAAGUAAUACAACAAAGGGAAUCGUUCUCUAAGGGUGGCAUUACCCCACAAGAGAUCUUCCCAAAACAGAAAAAAAUGGGGCCUGAAUUGUUCUUUAAGGUGCUAAGGUGAGGCUAAGUGAUGGGGCACUUUGUCACUUAGUCGCCUAGGCAAUGGAGUUUUAUUUUAGUAAGAAUCAUAUAUCCUAGAGUAGUUCCCUAUAUUCCAUAGCAACUAGUAACCAUAUUUCCUUAAUGAUUAUCAUUAUUUUCAUAAGAAAAGUAUAAACAUCAUGUUAAAGUAUAUUUUAAAAUUAUACAACAUAGGGACUCAACCCCUAUUUUAAGUUCUUCCCUAUCAACUCAGGUUUUGAAGUCUUUGAGAGUUCAAUACAGUAUUUAGCAAUGUGUGUGUUGAUUAAACCCUAACAAAUAAGAUUUUAGUUAAAAAAAUAAUGUCUAUUUUAAAAUUACAAUCUCAAAGAAUUAAGAAUAUAAAAUUAUUUCAUGGCACCUUGUACAAGUCUGCUUGGCAAUUGGGCAGGGCGACCCUCCACGGGUACCUUGUCAUCUAGGCAUCGCCUAGGCAGGCGCCUAGUUGUCUCCUUACAACCAUGGCACCAUGAAUAGUCAAGAUAACCUUAUGCCAAAGUCUAUCCCUUUCCAAAGGUAACCUCCAGAGCCACUUUCGAAGAAAAGUUGUAUUCCUAAGAAGUAGAUUACCUAAUCCCUAACCACCUUGCUCUACACACCAUUUCCCAUUUGACCAAAUGGUCUUUCCUUUUAUAUAAGGAUUAAGAAUCUAAGACCCUAACAUGGACUUGUUUGGUCUUGCCUCUAGGGGCUUGGCUGGGGGUCCAAGGGGAGAGCCCCCUGAAGGGAUGGGAGAUCCAUCAUAUGGAUGGUCGAACCCUGUAGGAAGGUUGGGCAAAAUUUCAAAAAUUU